AUGUCUGACGCUAGAUUUCAAAUGUUAUACGCGGGUCAUUUAAUGGAUCGAAAUACAAAUUCGAUGGAUGAUCCGCGAGUUCCAUUCAAGCCAGAUGAUUGGCAAGUUGAGGUUUUAGAUGUAAUUGAUAAAAACGAAUCUGCAUUAAUUUGUUGUCCAACUUCAUCGGGAAAAACUUUCAUUUCAUUUUAUGCGAUGGAAAAAGUUCUUCGGGAAAGUGAUGAUGGAAUUUUAGUAUAUGUUGCUCCUACUAAAGCUUUGGUUAAUCAAGUAACAGCUGAGAUUUAUGGUCGUUUUAAGAAAAAUUAUAAACACGGCAACAAAACAACCUGGGGUAUAUAUACUCGAGAAUAUCGCGAAAAUCAUGAGAAAUGUCAAAUUCUUGUAACGGUCCCACAAAUACUUGAAAUAUUAGUCUUAUCUCCGCAACGUAUUUCGUGGGCUCGAAAUAUAAAAAGAAUCAUUUUUGAUGAGGUUCAUAUGAUUGGAUUAGAUGGGGAAGAACAUUAUGAUCGUUUAUUGCUAUUAAGCAAGUCUUCUCCAAUUUUAGCCCUUUCAGCUACCAUUGGGAAUCCAGAAACAUUUCAUAAGUGGAUAGCUAAAUCUAAAGAAAUUCAUGGGCCUCCAAUGAGACUCAUCAAAUCAACAAAAAGGUUUUCAGAUUUACAACCAUACGUGUAUUUGCCA
Rhizophagus irregularis DAOM 181602=DAOM 197198 is the source of this 687-nucleotide messenger RNA. RefSeq lists its product as uncharacterized. Lineage: Eukaryota; Fungi; Glomeromycota; Glomeromycetes; Glomerales; Glomeraceae. Gene Ontology annotation, molecular function: nucleic acid binding; ATP binding. Gene Ontology annotation, cellular component: cytoplasm. The record is from RefSeq and is a predicted model, not a curated record.